AUGGUAGAAGAUCAAGAUUUGAUAGAGGUUGUAGAGAGGUACGGGUACGGCACCCACAUAUGGGAAGCUGUAGCCAGAUUUCUUGGAACAAGAACACGCAGAGAAUGUCAAUCUCUGUGGGCUGAGUGGCUCGACCCCCAAAUAAGAAGAGACGAAUGGAGCGAAAUGAAGGAUACAAAGCUUCGAGAGCUGUCUAGAAUAAUGCCAGCUCAGUGGCAGACUAUUUCAGAGAUUUUCAACAGCAGCCGUACUGCAAUGGCUUGCCAACUGAGGCACGCAUUCAUCCUUGAAAACCCACAGAAAAUUUUUGGCCAAGAAGGACCAUCAAGCUUCACUAAAAAAGCUGGCCCAUCACAGAGAACCAACAAUCAGCCGAAAUCAGGGGAGAAGAAGCUUUUCUUGAAGCGUUCAACUCCAAGGAUCAAAAUUGAUUUGGGUUUUGAUGAAUAA
This is a messenger RNA of Prunus avium (sweet cherry), 450 nucleotides long. RefSeq lists its product as uncharacterized. Lineage: Eukaryota; Viridiplantae; Streptophyta; Magnoliopsida; Rosales; Rosaceae. Gene Ontology annotation, cellular component: Prp19 complex; spliceosomal complex. Gene Ontology annotation, biological process: mRNA splicing, via spliceosome. The record is from RefSeq and is a predicted model, not a curated record.